GUGUAAUCGGCAGCAUCACAACCAAUAACGUCCACCGCCGCCGAUCGUGCUCCGAAAUGGCCAGCCAAGACCUCUUCACUUCCUUAAUCUCCGACAUCGAGACCUACUCUGGCAAAGACCCUCUUCUUCCUUGGCUCCGAGGGAUUCGAAAGAUGAAGGACACUCUGUCUCCCGCGGCCCUCCAUGAGAAGCUGCCGGAUUUCUUACAGAAAUGUGCACAGACUUUCGAGUCGGAUCGACGCUACCGGAAUGACAUGCGGUAUCUUCGGGUUUGGCUGCACUUGAUGGAUUUUGUAGAUGACCCAUUGUCGCUUUUGAAAACGAUGGAGGUGAAUCAUAUUGGGACAAAACGCUGCCAGUUCUACCAAGCAUAUGCUCUUUACUAUGAAAAGAACAGGAGAUAUGAUGAGGCUGAGAAAAUGUACCAUUUGGGAGUGAAGAACCUUGCAGAACCCAUGGAUGACUUGCAAAAAUCAUAUGAACAAUUUCUUGGUCGCAUGGAAAGAAAGAAAAACAGAAAAAUCCAGAAAGAUUUCCAUCAGCAGCAGGAAGGGAGAGCUUCCCGGAGGCCUCUGUCUACGAAGAAUAUUCCAGCUCAUAUCAACAAGACCGAGGGGAAAGGUGAAGCAUGUGGUAUUGAGAGUAAAAAGGAUCAGGGCAAGAGGUUUUUAGAUGAACCGACAGUUGUAGGCAAGUUUGUUGGCACUGCCCUUGUCGGAAGGUCUGAAGCCGAAAAUGCCUGCCAUCAUGGACUUGUGGAUCCUACAAUAAAUAUGAAGGAAGCAAUGAAUGCGAUUAACAAUAUGUUCCGUGAGCCACUUGAGGAUGUUCCUAUAGCCAAGAAAUCACACAAAAACCGAUCGAAGGAAGAUCAAUUUACUCCGAAGGGAUUGGAGGUUUUUAUUGAUGAAAGCUCGGAUAAUGGAACCAAAUCAUCAGCUUCUCCAUCUCUGCAGCACAACAAUGAAGCAGGCCAAUUCCAUCAAGAACCACUUCAAAUAUACAUUGAUGAUGAAGGGCCUGGUGAAACUAGUGACAUAAACGAUGAACAGAGUGGUGUCCGGAAUCUGCCAGAAGAUUUUACUUCCUCUGCUUCUCGAUUGAAUGCCUUUGUCUUUCCCCGUCCUAAGAACCUUCCUUCUGAAAGUUCUGGAGGUAUGGAUGCGCGGAGUUCCCGUAAGUCAAAGUUCAGAGAGGAUACAGUUGUCCGCCGAUUUGUUGGAUCCACCAUUUUGGAUGAGCCAGUGGUAGAAAAUGUUUGCCAUCAUGGUUUAGUAGACCCCACAAUCAACAUGAAGGAAGCUAUGAAUGACAUAAAUAACAUGUUUGGGAAACCAAUGGAUUUUGUUAGACGGAAAAGAUCGAUGAAGCAGGAAAAGGCACCGGAGUGCAAUAACAGAAAAGAGUGUGGUGGGUUUUCGAUUCUUGCUGAUGAUGACUUGGAAAAUAAAAAAAGUCCACAGCCUCCCAAACUGGCAGGGAAGUCAACGAAUUCUGAUUUAUUUGAGCCAACUCUCAUCACUAAGGAGGCAAUGGACGACAUAAACAAGAUGUUCAAUAUGCCAUUGAAUUUUUAAGAGCAAAUUGAUUGAUUGGUGAUAGUGAUAUGUACCAAAAACUGCAAAAAUAUUGAGUUCUAACAGAGUUGCCUUUGAUUUGCCUGGGGUAAUCAAAUGCGAGUUGUCUAUUCUGUGGUGUCUUCCUCUUUCUGUCUUGUGCGAACCUUUUUGCUUAUGAAAUGAAACUCAAAUUCAAGGGGAAAAAA
Messenger RNA from Neltuma alba, 1765 nucleotides. RefSeq names its product probable inactive serine/threonine-protein kinase bub1. Bases 57 to 1577 code for a protein of 506 amino acids. Lineage: Eukaryota; Viridiplantae; Streptophyta; Magnoliopsida; Fabales; Fabaceae. Gene Ontology annotation, molecular function: protein kinase activity. The transcript has 5 exons. Gene Ontology annotation, biological process: mitotic spindle assembly checkpoint signaling; meiotic sister chromatid cohesion, centromeric. The record is from RefSeq and is a predicted model, not a curated record.